This is a messenger RNA of Geodia barretti, 4079 nucleotides long. NCBI's taxonomy places the organism in Eukaryota, Metazoa, Porifera, Demospongiae, Tetractinellida, Geodiidae. The record is from the annotation of a GenBank genome assembly.
CCACCCACUAUCAGAAACAAUACAUGCCGUUUGACUGUAUAUAGUACAUGUUUUCAGCUGGGACAGGGACCACACCCCUCUCCCCUGCCUUUCCCCGACAAAUUUCUUAGCUUCAAUCAGUGAUCUAAAAAGCUCAACUUCUACACACCCACUUCACAGCGUUACUUUCUAUGUGGGUUGUAUAUAGUAAUCUUUGGUGUAAAGUAGACUCCAUGUGCUAUCGACUACAAAAGUGUGUCUUCCCUCCCUACAGCCUCGCCGAGUCCACCACUAUCCCAGCUUAUCCAGCGACGAAGGUAGCAGCACGACCAGCUCCCCGGCAGUCAAACCCAAGAUGGCUACCUCCGGCGCUGGUCAACCAGAAAGGCAGUUGUCUGUCGCCUCGGCUGCUAGUUUGGGGACCUCGUCUGUCGAGGGCGCCGCCCAAGGAGCAGGAACUUCUGAUGCCCACAGUAUUGGGAGUUUCGACAGCGAUGAUGGACUGGACUACAUUAACAUGCAUGGGUAUACGAAGAACGGAAGCCACAUCCUCCCCAGCCCUGACUCCGCCCUACCCCUCCCAAUACCGCCCCUUGAAUCAUGUAAUGCUGUUGUCACGGGAAGUGCUGAUAACGAGCCGGGGCUAAACGCACAAAGUGGGAGUGGACAAAGUUCGCCUUCCGCAGACACACAGUCUCGUCCACCUACUCUUCCGAGUACAGUCAGUAGCAUGGAAGCUGGUAACCAAUCGCAGGACGGGGUAGCAGGUGGGAAUCAGGAUGCCCCAUCUAGUGAUGGGGUUUUGGUGACUGCAAGUAGUGAGGAGGCCCUCUACGAAGACACUGCUGCAACAUCGCGGGAUGGCCCAUCGGACAGUGGGACAGUGGCUGAAGGUAGUCACGAAAUCGUCUAUUCAAAUGCAGCCACGGGAUCGAAACAUGGCCCAUCUGGCAAUGGGACAGUUACUGCUGAGAUCCUGUAUCAGAAUACGACUGCUGAACCCGACGAUAAACCAUUGGACAACGGGGCAAUGGCUAUAGAGACAGGUGAGAUGCUCUAUCAAAACACUAUUAGAGAAACUUGGGACGACCCAUUGGGCAAUGAGACAAAAGAUGUGGAUAUGGCAGAAAGGGAGGAGAUCCUCUAUCAGAACACAUCCACGGAACCUAAAGAUGACGAAUCUGGCAACCAGACACUGGCUGAGCAUCAAGCUGGGGAUGAAACAUUUCCUGCCAGAGACAACGUCUCAACCUCUCAUCCCCACCUUCCCGACAAGAACACCCACCCUCAAGUUGACACCAACAAGUCACCCUCCAAGGCGGCGACAACUACUGGUGACAAAGUCAAACCACGGCCUGCACCAAAGCCAUCGGCGGGGGCAACAAAAACCAAACCCGCUCCACCACCUCGAAAACCCAAGCCAAAGAGACAGUCGACAGUCGAAAAACCAGUGAACGACAAACAGGCCACCUCACCUUCCCCAUACCCUCCUCCUACAUCCCCUCCCACACACCGAAUGAGGAUCUCCAACACUACUCCCUCCUCACCACCCAACUCCGUUCGAGACAUUAGCUCCUCGAUCGACAAAAAGCUCAAGAUUUCGAUACCUCCCGUCCCGGGAGAAUCGCCUCCACUACCCCCACGCGACUCAAAAUCAGCCACAGAAAACGAAGACUUCUCAUCCGGAGACGAGUACGUUCCUUCUGACUACGAAACCGACGGGGAGCGAGAGCCGGAGAAGAAAGAGGAGAAAGAGAUGAUUUCAGCGGGAGACCGCGAAACAACAUCUCCCCCACCACCCAUACCACUGCGAACGAAAAACUACCACCUGGUGGUACUGGACAAAGGGAAAUCCAAGGAAGAGGCUACCAAGCAGUCUAACACAAACAAAGAGAGUAUGCAAUCGCCUAAUACUUCGCCAGUCAAGGUAGUAGAGUCAACCAACAAAGACAACGGAACGGCUGAUAAGAACAAAGAUUCCGUCAAGUCCCCAAAGAGGAAGAGAAGGUUCUACGAUGCCUGGAAGCUCAAGGGAGAGAAAUCAAAGAAAGUGCACAGUGAGCCAAAAUCCCCCGUGAAGGCGCGGUCACCACCAAAAGAAACGAAAGAGCCACAGAAAAAGAAGGGACUGAACUACUCACAGUCUGACAGACAAGGCACGCGUCUUAAACCUGUCAGACGUGCACCGAGUGACACCUCCAGUAGUACUAGGCCUCCUGUAGUACACAUGUCACUCCCAAGAGAGCCGAGGGCAACUUUUCUCAAUAUGCGCACAAGGCCACUCCCAGAAGCACCAUUUGUACUACCACACAGCCCGCCACCGGAGCACACUCUCGAAGACUACGACAUUGUCGACGUCAUGUUCCCCACUUCACAAUCGUUUGAUUCCAGCCGCUUGCCACAGUUACUCGGGGCUCCCGGUCUCCCUUCAAACCUCAUGCCGGGUACCCCCAACUCGCCUUUUCACACUUCGGAGAGACAGCGCUCCCAGAGUCACGACGUCUUGUCUGCCGAUAACAUGGACUACCUGAACGAAGACCAGUUCCCCAGACCUUCACCAUCAGCCUCAGUUCACCCUCUCUCUGCAGCAUCCGUGCGAUCACUUCCAGCCCCUACUUAUCCACUUCCCUCUUCACCUUUUCCAACUAUAGCGAGACAUGCCGGGCAACAACCACUCGCCAGUGGCUGGAAUCCUUUCCCAACUCAGUUCAAUCAGUCUCCGGCUCAGUUUAAUCUGUCCCCGGCUCAGUUCAAUCAGUCUCCGGCUCAGUUUAAUCUGUCUCCGGCUCAGUUUAAUCAGCCUCCGGCUCAGUUUAAUCAGUCUCCGGCUCAGUUUAAUCAGUCUCCGGCUCAGUUUAAUCUGUCCCCGGCUCAGUUUAAUCAGUCUCCGAUGCAGUCACUCCCACCCUCCUCCUUCCAGCGCCCCUUCCAGCCAGUGAGCGAGCCAGCUCACCCUCCCGGAGUUCCUCACCCCCUACCUCCUUCUGCCAGACAACCCCCGCACCACAUCGCCCUCGGCAGAUCCACUUCAAACCCUAACAGAGGUCAGAGUCCUCCGUCUCCCGACUACUCAUACCCCAGGAUACCUUUGGAUCUGACGCGCAUGCUACCGUCACAACUACAAGGCGCCCCUAGCAUCGCCAUUGCAAAUGUCCGUAACCCAAGAACCACAUAUGGUAUUCCGAGAAGCAAAAGCACGGAAGAAGAAGAAUAUGUACAAAUGAAGCGUUUGUCUGGAGCUGACGAUACCGACGACCAACAGUACGUAAACCACACGAUGAUUGAAUCAAUUAGAGACACGAAACGCAGCCGAUCCAUGGAAGACUUAUACCAAAAUUUCCCCGUAAAGCACCCGACUGUCUUCGAUCGAACUCUCCCUCUCCCCUCACGAAGUACACAACCUGCGCCUACCCAGCAGACGUUUGUUCUUCCACCUCGAAACCUUCUUCGCAACCCAGCUAGCCUGAGUCCACCGCCUUUGCAGUCGCACCCACCGGUCAAGAGUCUCCCUAGUUUCACGAACCAGUUACCCUCGCAAGAUUCUGUUACCCCUGCACAGAUGAUGCAGCCCCGGUGUUCACCCAGACCGACGCCACGGACACAGAGAGAGCAGCUCUCCUCCUUUCCUCCCCUUCACGCACAGCAUGUAGUCACAACCUCUCCUCUUCCUUCUCCACCAGCUCCACGUGAGUCACCUCCUCACCUUGAAUACGUCCCAAAAUAUAAGUCUCCACCACCUCAACCCAUCAUCUCUUCCUCCCUGGUAGGACCCCCAUACGACAACAGACAAAAGGGGUCGAAUUUUAAGCCCCCCGUUGAGCCUCCCAGAAGUUUACCAGUGGGAACGUCGACAUGGACGGCUGAUGAUGAUCCCAAUUACUACAACGUUGUGAGCAAAUCAUUCCUCUUUUCUAAACCUAAACUUCCAAUGAGCCUGAAGACAGCUCCUACCUCGAUAUUAUUCCAGACUGAAACCAGACAACUUGUGGACAUAUUUUCUCAUGGUGCAAUGUAUAAUAAUUUUGAAUGUUUGUAAAAAUCUACCCACAUAUUUUUAGCGAUUGCAAAACUUUUUUCUCAACAUGACACCGUGAGGACAA